This is a messenger RNA of Linum tenue, 5393 nucleotides long. The record is from the annotation of a GenBank genome assembly. Lineage: Eukaryota; Viridiplantae; Streptophyta; Magnoliopsida; Malpighiales; Linaceae.
GUUUGUUAAUUUCUUAUAAAAAAAUACUGAAACUAUCAGUCACAAGUCACAACCAAUAAAAAUUGACUGGUUUCCGCUGUUUCGUCCCUUCAGCAAGUUCUUCAUCUGCGUGACCCGUAACAAUGGAGGCUUCCUCCGCAGCAACCACGCUAGCUGUCUUCACCAUCUCCAAAGCCCUAAACCAUGGUUUAACCCGCAAGUACCACUCCCUUCUCUCGGCUCGACUGGUCAAUCGUCCGUUCGGAACAAUUCCUGCUCAGUACGGCGCAGCUGCUUUCCUUUCUGCUGCUGCUCAUCCUCGGAACUUGAGAACCUUGUCCUCGGUCCUUCCAUUGCUCAGGCAGCGUCUGCAGAGCGGUCCUAUCUCGGCCGCGUCUUUUGCAACUUCUGGGGGCGGCGGGAGUGGUGAAGGCGGCGACGCCGGUGGCGGUGGCGGUGGAGGCGGCGGAUCGGACGGUGGAGAUGUGAAGUCGAGUUUGGUUGGUGCCGGGCCGGAGGAAGGCUCCGUAUUGUCCUCCGAUGUUAUCAUAUUAGAUGUUGGAGGAAUGACAUGCGGAGGAUGUGCAGCCAGUGUCAAGAGGAUAUUGGAAAACCAACCACAAGUGUCUUCUGCUAGCGUCAAUCUCACAACAGAGACAGCAAUAGUGUGGCCCAUCUCUGAAGCAAAAGUGAUACCAAAUUGGCAAAAACAGCUUGGCGAGGCACUGUCUAAGCACCUGACUAGUUGUGGUUUCACGUCAAACCCUCGAGAUGGCAACAGAGAGAAUUUCUUCAAAGUUUUUGACAGGAAAAUGAAAGAAAAACAUAAUCGUUUGAAAGAAAGUGGUCGUGAACUUGCGGUGUCUUGGGCUCUCUGUGCCGUAUGCCUGAUCGGCCAUCUGUCUCAUUUUUUUGCGUAUAAGGCCUCAUGGGUCCACUUACUUCAUUCAACAGGAUUCCACCUGUCAUUGUCGUUAUUUACGUUGCUUGGCCCAGGGCGUCAACUUAUUAUUGAUGGAAUGAGAAGCCUUCUGAAGGGAGCUCCAAACAUGAACACAUUAGUUGGCCUUGGUGCUUUAUCCUCCUUCACUGUUAGCACAUUUGCUGCCUUAAUACCCAAGCUGGGCUGGAAGGCAUUUUUCGAGGAGCCAAUCAUGUUAAUAGCAUUUGUCUUGUUAGGCAGGAAUCUUGAACAAAGAGCUAAGAUUGAGGCAACCAGUGAUAUGACUGGACUUUUAAGUGUUUUACCUACGAAAGCCCGUCUUUUGAUUGAUGGCUCUAGUAAGGAUGCAGAUUCAGUUGUUGAAGUUCCUUGUACUAGUCUCUCAGUUGGGGACCACAUUAUUGUUCUGCCUGGAGACCGUGUUCCAGCGGAUGGAAUGGUUAGAGCUGGUAGAAGUUCCAUUGAUGAGUCAAGUUUCACAGGGGAGCCGUUACCAGUGACCAAACUUCCUGGGAGUGAAGUAGCAGCGGGAAGUAUAAAUCUAAAUGGUACACUGACAGUGGAAGUGCGGAGGCCAGGUGGCGAGACAUCCAUAGGUGAUAUUGUGCGAUUGGUAGAAGAAGCCCAAAGCAGAGAAGCCCCUGUCCAGCGAUUGGCUGAUAAGGUCUCUGGGCACUUCACUUACGGAGUGAUGGCACUGUCAGCCAGUACCUUUCUGUUCUGGAAUCUCUUUGGGACACGUAUUCUACCUGCAGCUCUUCACCAAGGGAAUGCAGUUUCACUUGGCCUACAGCUUGCUUGCAGUGUUAUGGUUGUUGCUUGUCCAUGUGCUCUUGGUUUGGCAACUCCUACAGCUGUUCUGGUAGGAACUUCAUUGGGGGCAAGACGGGGAUUGCUUCUACGCGGUGGGCAUAUUUUGGAGAAUUUUGCCACAGUGGACACCGUAGUGUUCGAUAAAACAGGGACUCUCACAGUUGGCAAACCGGUUGUAAGAAAGAUUGUUACUCUUGGGUCAGAAGAAGAUCAAUCUUCACAGCCCAAUGAAAAACGCAUCUGGUCGGAGAUUGAAGUGCUUAAAUUAGCUGCCGGAGUAGAGUAUAAUACUGUUCAUCCAGUUGGAAAGGCCAUAGUUGAAGCUGCUAAAGUUGCUGGUGUCCGCAAUCAUAAGGCAACAGAUGGCACAUUUGCUGAGGAGCCAGGUUCUGGUGCUGUAGCAAUUGUUGAUGAUAAGAAAGUGUCUGUCGGAACGCUUGAAUGGGUUCGGAGGAACGGAGUUGAUGACAAUCUAUUUUAUGAUAAAUUUGAGGAAGCAGAGGAUACUAAAAAUCAGUCCGUUGUUUACGUCGGCGUAGAUAAUGCACUUGCUGGUCUGAUAUAUUUUGAAGAUCAGAUUAGGGAAGAUGCCAGACAAGUAGUUCAGACUUUGACUAGUCGAGGAAUUAAUGUUUACAUGCUGUCUGGUGACAAAAAGAGUGCUGCUGAGUAUGUUGCAUCACUUGUUGGUAUUCCACAAGAGAAGGUGGUAUCUGGAGUUAAACCGGAUCAAAAGAAGAAGUUCAUUAAUGAGCUUCAGAUGGAUCAGCACUUGGUAGCCAUGGUUGGGGAUGGAAUCAAUGAUGCUGCUGCAUUGGCUUCAGCACACAUUGGAAUUGCCAUGGGAGGAGGAGUUGGAGCUGCUACUGAGGUAUCUUCAGUUGUACUAAUGGGCAACAGGCUGUCACAGUUGCUUGAUGCUUUGGAGCUCAGCAAACUAACAAUGAAGACCAUAAAGCAGAAUCUCUGGUGGGCCUUCGGCUACAACAUCGUUGGGAUCCCAAUAGCUGCUGGAGUGUUACUGCCCGUCACUGGCACAAUGCUGACACCAUCUAUAGCUGGAGCCCUGAUGGGAUUGAGUUCUAUAGGAGUGAUGACAAAUUCAUUGCUUCUAAGGCUCAAGUUCUCAUCGAAGCAGCAAGAUCGAACAGCGUCUCCCAAGCAGAAUAUCCCAAUACUCCCCGUUACGCACAAUAGAUGGAGAAAUGCAAGAUAGAGAGAUUUAUCUCUUGGGGAGCAACACUCCUCCGAGCAAGGGCGAAAACUUCAUUCAAGGAGGUAGAGAGGUCUGACUGGCAAGCAAGCUCCCGAUCAUGAACUGCAGAGACAGAAUGGAAGCGAAUGGCAUGACAAUUUUUAGUUAUAUUUGUUUUCAUGGUUGGUUGCUCCACCAUUAUCUUUUGUGGAGAUUCGUGCCCCCACCAUGGCUACUUGCUUGCUUCCCUUUCAGGUGUCAUCCAUUCUUCCUUGCAUAAGAAGUCGACAACUCAUUAUAAGUAUUACACGAGGGUGAUCAAUAAAGACAUCAUCAAGCAUAAUAAGUAUGUUGUUUGACAGAGAGCCGCAGACCGGGCACCAUUCCUCGAACAGUACGCAGCGACAAGCUCCUCGAAUCGAAUGCAAAAAAAAAAAAAAAAGUUAUAGAUAUGCAGUUCAUGUCAAUUUGAUGUUGAGGGAGGAACAAGAACUUGGUUCUACAACAGAGGAGCUCAUCGUCUACUAGCAGGCUGCAUUCAACUAUCCACUACUUAACAUAGUAACUGGUAGAUGAAAUUUGAUUCUACAAACUGGCCAUCCAGCCACAAGCGGUUCCAUUCAAUUACAAGACACUCUGACCUACCAAUAUCAAAACUUGCUGAAAGAAAAAAGGGCGACAGAUCCAGCGCAGCAAUUGCGUGUGCACAAGUAUUUCAUAGUCCAGAUAGUCCAACAAAAGAAUGGGGUACUCACACACACACUAUGAAUCAUCAUUGAUCGGCAAAUAACCAGUUGAACAGGCUAAUCAGUAUGGCACACAAUUCCUCCUUUAUGGUCUUGUGCGACUAGAAGUCUAGAACCAACCACUUCUGUCACUUGAAAACCAAGUCAGACCAUGUAUGUCAUGCCCACCUGCAUCAGAUUGGAGUGAGGGACACUCAAAUUGGCAAUCCCUCUUCUGCAGUUCUUUCGCAGAAAAGCGUAGAAAUAGUUAAUGACUAGCUUCUUGAUGAACCAGGAAUCCUUUCUUGCUCUAAUAUCUCCGUGUCCCAGAAGAUACACAACCCCUGAUUCUUUAGCUUUUCGAAUAAAAGAUAGCUCCCGAUCAAGACUCUGCUCAGGAUCAAGUGGAUCUGCCGACGACCCUGAUUUCGCAAUAACCUCAGGAGAAGAACAAGAAGUGCUUGCCUCAGUGGAACCACGAUAGUUGUGGUUACCGGUUUCCUGGAACUCAGCCAGUAGGGGCAUGCCAAGUGAAUAAACACUUCCAUUUGGAGCAACUAGGACUCUAGUGUUGUUUUUGUUCGAGUAAUCAUCAUCUUCUGUCUCCAUAUCAUCAUCCCCAUCACUCUCUAACGAUCUUUCCUGAGCCUCCCUCCUGAUAAACUUCUCCAAACUCUCAAUCAACAGCUGUUCAAAGGCCUGGUGGUUCUCUUUCCUCACAUCUUUGUAACCGUACCUGUUUUUAUUUUUUUAUGCAAAAGAACUGUGACCACAAACGAUGGAUAUAAUUGAGAGGAGAAUAGCUUUCAAACAUCAAGAAUGAAUGAGCACAUUACCUGGCAAUACAACGGAAUAUGUGGUAGUUCUUUGGGCAGACUCGUCUGAAAAGGAACCGUUCACUCUGAGGGACAACUGGGACUGGAACAUACUUUAUACAGACAAAGAUGAUCAUUGAAUGAAUCGCCGGAAGAGUUGUCAGAAAAUGGCCAAAUAUAGCUGGUAUCCCUUUCACCAACUCAUUGUAGAGCAAGCCAAUUCCAGGGGCUCUAAUCGUUCCUAGGUUGGACCCUAAUUCCCUCAUUAAAUCCAUUGACAGCUUCUGCUUCACUUCAGUUUCAUAUUUUAGUUUGCUCCCAUAGUUCCAAAUAUACAUGAUAAGGAACAUAAUUCCAGCAAACACCAAUAUUAUCCAACUUCCAUCUCCCACACCCCAUAAAACCGAUGAGAAAAAUGUCAAUUCAAUCCCUAGGAAAAUCGUAAGAAAGCUGAGCACAACAAAGAUAUUGAUCUGCCAAAUAAGGAGCAUAACAAGGGUCACCAAAAUGGUUGUCAUCAUCAUGACCCCAAGCUCAGCAAUCCCUUAUGCAUUUCCCAUCUCAGUAAUGCUUUGAAUAGAGUAGACGAACAAUAUGCACACCGCCAGCAGAAACCAGUUAAUGACUGGAAUAUAAAUCUGACCCAUGAACUUUCGAGAAGUAUGGAUAAUCUUAAGUCUUGGGAAACAACCAAGUGCUGUUGACUGUUUUAUACAAGAAAAAGUAGCUGUUGUCAUUGCUCGACAAGCAAUUAAUGCAGCAACAUUAGCAAUAAGGAAGAUAGGCCAGAAUAGCUCACUUGGAACUGACGAAAAGAAAGCCUGUUCAGCCAGAACUUCAGUAUGAUUUUGCAUUAGAUAUGCAGCUUGACCCAAAUACCCCAGCAAAAGGCAAGGUAACACCAGAAAUACAAAAGUAAGCUG